AUGACGCUGUCGGUGGCGAGCUCGUACGCGACGCCGUGGUUCCCGGACGACGCCUCGUCGCUGUCGGCGGACCCGUGCUUGGUCACGACGGGGUCGCGCGGCCACGCCGGCCUGCUGCUGCGCCGGUUUAUCCGCGACGCGGACCACUACGCGGAGGAGCCCACGGGCGGGGCCGCGGCGUUCGACCCGCUCGAGCUGCAGGACGACUCCUUCGUCAACUUCAGCGUCGGCAACUUCGACAAGAAGGCGAGGGAGGGCGACGCGCAGCGCAGCGUGGUGGUACAGAGAAUCACCGCCAGGAGCAGCCACAGAAGCAGCCACAGGAGCAGCAGCCAGGAGAGCGGCAAAAGCAGCAGGAGGUGGAGGAUGGGGAGGAAGGGCGGGUCGCGCCCGCUGCUGAAGAAGGACACAUUCUUCAUGCCGGUCAUGAGGUGCUUUGUUUGA
This is a messenger RNA of Chondrus crispus (carragheen), 444 nucleotides long. RefSeq lists its product as hypothetical. NCBI's taxonomy places the organism in Eukaryota, Rhodophyta, Florideophyceae, Gigartinales, Gigartinaceae. The record is from RefSeq and is a predicted model, not a curated record. Bases 1 to 444 code for a protein of 147 amino acids. The transcript has a single exon.